Gossypium raimondii (Peruvian cotton) is the source of this 1161-nucleotide messenger RNA. Its product is annotated as protein PHR1-LIKE 3. Gene Ontology annotation, molecular function: DNA binding; DNA-binding transcription factor activity. The record is from RefSeq and is a predicted model, not a curated record. The transcript has 6 exons. The coding region runs from base 146 to 1057 and encodes 303 amino acids. NCBI's taxonomy places the organism in Eukaryota, Viridiplantae, Streptophyta, Magnoliopsida, Malvales, Malvaceae.
UCUCUCCAUCUCUUCCCAUCUUCUUCCUUCUCUGACCAGUUUUGGGUCACCGAGAGAAAGGCCUCAGCUCAUAUUGUUUUCAUCGAUUUUCCUCUGCAUUUUCCAUCACUUUCUCGGGAAAAAAAAAACAGAAAGUUUCAGAAGAAUGUACUCGGGUAUUCGGUCGUUAUCGUUAGAUGGAUGUGUGGGGGAUUAUCAAGGGUCGCUUGAUGGAACCAACUUGCCUGGUGAUGCUUGUUUGGUCCUAACAACCGACCCCAAGCCUCGACUCCGAUGGACGGCCGAGCUCCAUGAACGUUUUGUCGAUGCUGUUACUCAACUCGGCGGCCCUGACAAAGCAACCCCUAAGACUAUUAUGAGAACAAUGGGAGUAAAAGGCCUUACCCUCUAUCACUUGAAAUCACAUCUUCAGAAAUACCGACUAGGGAAACAAUCUGCCAAGGAAUCAACUGAUAACUCUAAGGAUGUUUCCUCAAUUGCAGAAAGACAGGACACUGGCUCAUCUACAACAGCAUCUUCGAGAAUGGUUGCGCAAGACGUGAAUGAUGGUUACCAGGUUACUGAAGCUCUUCGAGUGCAGAUGGAAGUUCAACGAAAACUACAUGAACAGUUGGAGGUACAACGUCGUCUUCAACUCCGGAUUGAAGCACAAGGCAAAUACCUACAGUCAAUACUGGAGAAAGCUUGUACAGCACUGAAUGAUGAGGCUGCUGCUUCUACUGGUCUAGAAGCAGCCAGAGAAGAACUUUCCGAAUUGGCUAUCAAGGUAUCUAACGAUUGUCAAGGGAUGAUCCCUCUCGAUAACAUAAAAUUGCCUUCCUUGUCUGAAUUCACUGCAGCUCUAGAGAACAAAACUGCUUCCAAUAUGCCAACCCGAAUUGGUGACUGCUCCAUUGAAAGCUUCUUGACUUCCAGCAGAAGCCCUUUGUCACAAACGGGUGUCGGGUCACAGGCCGUUACAAUGAAAAGGCCAAGGCCCCCAUUUGGUAUCGGUGACCCUUUUCCCUUGGGUGGCAUAAGGCAAGAAAUAGAGUGGGUAAUGCCUAAUAUUAGUUGAGUUGUAAGACAUUUCCAUCUUAGAAAUGGUACCUUCUCUUAUUAUAUUUUCUUUUUGUUUUACUCUUCUGUCUAGUUAAUCUAAAAUGUAGUUUUUUUUUUCAA